Messenger RNA from Sardina pilchardus (European sardine), 2589 nucleotides. It is a transcript of the gene prss16, whose product is annotated as serine protease 16. The transcript is spliced from 12 exons. Lineage: Eukaryota; Metazoa; Chordata; Actinopteri; Clupeiformes; Clupeidae. Gene Ontology annotation, biological process: proteolysis. Gene Ontology annotation, cellular component: lysosome; endosome. Gene Ontology annotation, molecular function: dipeptidyl-peptidase activity; serine-type exopeptidase activity. The coding region runs from base 89 to 1627 and encodes 512 amino acids. The record is from RefSeq and is a predicted model, not a curated record.
UUAUAAGAAACUCCCCCAGCACCCUGGACCUCAAACAGGCAAUAGUCUCACUCGGAAUCUUUUCAGCGUUUACAGACAAACUGUCAUCAUGUAUUUGUCAACAAGUCGCUUGAUAGUCAUAAUUUGCCUUCUGAACUACGUCUGUGCAGGACGUCUUCUUUGGCGAAGCAAAGAACGUGUUCGUCGAGCACGGUAUCACAAGGCCAAGCAACAUCUGUUGAGGCAUGCUUUAACAGGACAUCCACUCGAAAGCCAUGCCAAAGACGGCGUUAUCCAUCAGGAACUGGAUCAUUUUGAUAGCAAUCGCAAGGACACAUUUCCUCAGAGAUUCUAUGUGAAUGAAAAGUAUUGGGAGGAACCCGAUGGACCGAUCUUUCUUUUCAUUGGAGGAGAAGCUCCAAUCUCAGAAGUAGAUGUUUUGGCAGGGCACCAUGUUGACAUGGCAGAGGAGCACGGAGCACUGCUUGUGGCCCUAGAGCACCGUUUCUAUGGCGAGAGCAUGAAUCCUGGGGGUCUUGAAACAGAGGACCUGGCUGACCUGUCCAGCCAACAAGCUCUUGCAGAUCUGGUCACAUUCCAUCGCUACAUCUCGGAUCGUUUUCGCCUUUCCGAUAAAAACCCCUGGAUCACCUUUGGGGGCUCCUAUGGGGGAUCUCUUGCUGCCUGGAUGCGGGGCAAGUUCCCUCACCUCAUCUAUGGUGCCGUGGCCUCCUCUGCUCCUGUUGAAGCCAAACUGGAUUUUUCCACUUACAACAAAGUUGUGGGACUGAGCUUAAUGGAUGAGGAAGUUGGAGGCUCUGCUAAGUGUGUGGGAGAUGUUUGGGAGGCCUUUGCUGCUGUGGAGGCUGCCCUUAUGGGGGGGAAUGAGACCCAGGUGGGGAAGGACUUCUCUUGCUGUGACACCCCCAGCAGCCUGGAUGACCAGAUCGAGCUGCUCGGCAGCCUGGCUGACCUCAUCGCUAGCACUGUGGAGCUCAAUGACAUUGAAGGAGGCAUGUCCAUCGAGGAGCUCUGCACCCUGAUGACCAAUCAGAGUGAGGCAUACGAGGAAGAAACCGAGGCGUAUGACCGUUUGAUCAAUCUUAUGGACGUCUACAGGGAGGUGGAGGACCUGCCCUGCCUGCUGUCCUCUCAUGAGGACAUACUGGAAGCGCUGAGAAACGCCACUGAAGCUGAGGACGGCACCUCAGAGCGCCAGUGGUACUACCAGAUGUGCACUGAGUUUGGCUUCUUCCAGACCUGCGAGGACGCCUCCUGUCCCUUCUCCCGCAUGUUGACUCUGCGCUCGGACACAGAGCUGUGCACUGAGCUCUUCGGCAUCCCCCAGGACAGGCUGCCGGGCCACAUCGCCUUCACCAACAUGUACUACGGAGGGAAAGACCCCGAGAGCCACAGGAUCCUCUAUGUCAACGGCCAGAUUGACCCCUGGCAUGAGGUCAGUGUGACCAGCAACGGCACCUGGUUGAAUAGGGACCGUGCCAUCUUCAUCAAGGGCGCCUCCCACUGCGCUGACAUGCAGGAGGAGGACAAGACAGACAGCGCUGCCCUGCGCCAGGCCAGAGAGGCGAUUGAGAGCCACGUGGCCAUGUGGCUGAAGACUGCUGCGUGGGAGAAGAUGAUGGGCUGAGUGCUCGGCCAGGCUGCAGAUGGCUGAUGUUCCACAGGCUGGCUUGAGCACAGCGUUUGCCCCUCUAAUCGCCUUGCUUUUGACGAAAUGUUUGGACGUGUAUGCAAAUGAGUUGCUGUGUUGCAGUUGAAAGGGACCAAACAUCUCCAUGAGAGGCUCGUUAGAUGUCAUGUUUGUAUUACAUUUAACUCUUUGUUUUUUUUCCAGACUGCAUAUAGACUGGAUAAGUGUGGUGAAAUCAUGCAGAGGUUUCCCUUAAUAAUUGACGUUAGGAAGGCGCUUUUCCAGCGUGAUUUGCAGCGCUCUGUGCACUGCGCGGGCCGCUGGGUUUGGCGCAAAAUAGUAGCCACCGCCGCGCGUGUGGACAAGAGCUUAGAACGCAGUGGUGCUGUGGGCACAUUGCAUGUGAAGGCUGCCUAACUCAGAUUGCAGUGCAAUGUUGGUUGAUUACAGGACAGUUAUUGUCCUGUAAUCUUUCAUAUGCCCACUAGGGGGUGCCAUAAGCCCAUGCUUCUAUGUGUCUCCUCUUCUAGUUAAUCCAAGUGCAUCAACGUGAAUCCAUUGUCUGGGCUUCACUACACAGCCACACAUUUUACGAUAAACAUUAGAAUUUAGAUAUAUUUACAAAAGGAUCAUUAGUUCGCUGAUAGUGUAUUUAAUAUAGCUAUCUAAAUGAUCGAAUUUGCAAAUAUCCUAUUUUAAUUCAAAUUCAAAUACAUAUCUACCGCAUCUGUUGUAAAAGCAGUUCCUGGUUCAAUUCAUGCAAUCAUUACAGGUUCUGUGUCUGACAAGCUAUACAAAAAUUCUAUAAAAUCAGAAAUUAGCAUUUUGCAUUGGUCAUGUUGUGGAAUAUCCCAAAACAGAUAGUAAAUAGAAAAAUACUUGGCAACCCGAUGUCAGUCUAAGUGAAGAUUGUAAUGGUGUCAUUUUGCCAUUUUGUAAUAAACUCAUUUGCUUCUGUG